Messenger RNA from Glycine soja, 1660 nucleotides. Its product is annotated as hydroquinone glucosyltransferase-like. The transcript has a single exon. Gene Ontology annotation, molecular function: UDP-glycosyltransferase activity. Lineage: Eukaryota; Viridiplantae; Streptophyta; Magnoliopsida; Fabales; Fabaceae. The record is from RefSeq and is a predicted model, not a curated record. The coding region runs from base 51 to 1463 and encodes 470 amino acids.
AAAACUCCAUCAAUUAAUCCUUCAAAAAAUCAUCAACCUUCUACCUAGUGAUGAUACUGAUUCCAAUGGAGAAGCCAACCCACAUAGUGAUUGUUCCAAGUCCUGGCUUCAGCCAUUUACUUUCACUCAUUGAAUUUUCCAAAAGGCUAAUCCACCACUCCAAUGGCUUGCAAGUCACAUGCAUGAUUCCCACACUUGACUCACCCUCUGAACCCUCCAAAGCCAUACUUCAAACUCUCCCUUCAACCAUUCACUCCAUUUUUCUUCCCUCAAUCCACUUCAACAAAGAGACACAGACUCCAAUAGCAGUCCAAGUUCAACUCGCAGUGACUCACUCUCUUCCCAUUAUCCGUGAGGCUUUGAAAACCAUAAGUUUAAGCUCAAGGCUAGUUGCCAUGUUUGCUGAUAUGUUCGCAAGUGAUGCUCUUAUUUGUGCUAAGGAACUCAACUUGUUGUCAUUUGUUUACUUUCCAUCAUCGGCCAUGACACUCUCUUUCUGUUUUUAUCUACCGAAGUUGGAUCAAACAUUUCCUUCUGAAUUCAAAGACCUUACAGAACCUAUAGAAAUUCCUGGCUGUGUUCCAAUAUAUGGGAAGGAUUUACCAAAACCGGUUCAGGAUCGAACCGGCCAAAUGUACGAGUUCUUUCUUAAACGAUGCAAACAACUCCAUGAAACCGAUGGGGUCUUGGUUAACAGCUUCAAAGGCAUUGAAGAAGGGCCUAUAAGAGCAUUGGUAGAGGAAGGAAAUGGUUACCCAAAUGUUUAUCCGAUUGGACCCAUUAUGCAAACAGGAUUAGGUAAUUUAAGAAAUGGGUCUGAAAGUUUAAGGUGGUUGGAGAAUCAGGUACCAAAUUCUGUUCUUUAUGUUAGCUUUGGAAGUGGAGGGACACUUUCAAAAGACCAACUCAAUGAGCUAGCUUUUGGGUUGGAGCUAAGUGGUGAGAAAUUCUUGUGGGUUGUGAGAGCACCGAGUGAGUCAGCCAAUUCUUCUUACCUUAAUUCUCAAAGUGAUGACUCUUUACGAUUCUUACCAGAAGGGUUCAUUGAGAGGACCAAAGAAGAACAAGGUUUGGUGGUUCCUUCAUGGGCACCUCAAGUUCAAGUUCUUGCUCAUAAAGCAACUGGUGGGUUUUUAACUCACUGUGGAUGGAAUUCCACACUUGAGAGUAUAAUGAAUGGUGUACCACUCAUAGUGUGGCCACUGUUUGCUGAGCAAAGAAUGAAUGCAGUUACGCUAACUGAUGACCUAAAAGUGGCACUAAGGCCAAAAGCUAACGAAAAUGGUUUGGUGGGAAGAGAGGAAGUUGCUAAGGUUGUAAGAAAACUAAUUAAGGGUGAAGAAGGCAGAGAAAUUGGUGGAAGAAUGCAGAAAUUGAAGAAUGCUGCUGCUGAAGCACUUGAAGAAGAAGGUUCAUCUACAAAGACUCUAAUUCAGUUUGCAGAUAAUUUGAUUGGCAACUAGGGUCAUGCAUGUAUUGGUAAAGGUCUAUUUUCUUUCUAAUCUAGUCUACUUGAGAUGGUUGUUUACUUGUUUUCAAUAUCUGUUAUCAGUUUAUAUAAUAUAUGAAAUCUGAGAUGUGCAAGUACUGUAAGUCUCUGUAAUGUUGUAAUUUCAGAGUUUUUUUUAAGGCAUACUUUCGAAGUUUUAGGAAGCGCAAA